Stylonychia lemnae is the source of this 2025-nucleotide messenger RNA. The record is from the annotation of a GenBank genome assembly. Lineage: Eukaryota; Ciliophora; Spirotrichea; Sporadotrichida; Oxytrichidae.
AUGAAUAGAAAAGGUUAAUAAGACUUCGAUAAUGCUGACAUAGAAAGCUUUGGAGAGAACAAAUAUAAUGAAAAACCUCUCUCAAAUAUUAAGCUUGCUAACGAUAAUACUAAAUAAAAUACUCCAGUAAAUAAAAGUGGAAAAGUACAUAAUCGUAACUCAUUGCUAGACGGAAACAAUGAUUUACCAGGACUUGCAAUAAAGGGAUAAAAAGCCUCAAGCAGUACUAAUACUAUUGUCAACCCAGUAAAACUAACAUUUGAAGAUGUGAGAUUUGAAGUUACUAUUAAGCUUAGUAAAAAUGAAGCAAGAGAAAAAGGAACAAAUUUUAUAAAAUAAGAAAUUAUCAAAGGAGUAUCUGGCUAUGCAAUGCCAGGUGAAACAUUAUACAUAAUGGGUUCUUCAGGUGCUGGUAAAACUUCUCUUUUAAACAUCCUCAGUGAUAGAGCUUCUAAUAAGGCAGGCACUAAGCUUAGUGGAAAGCUAAUGAUAAACGACAAGAACCCAUUAACUUAAGACGUAUUUGGGAGUAUAGCCGGUUAUGUAAUGCAAGAUGAUAUCCUAUUCUCAUAUUAUUCCCCAAGAUAAGCACUGAGAUUCGCUGCAAGACUUAAGCUUAAUAAUGUUCCAGAAGAAGAGCAGAAUAGUAAGGUGGAAUCCUUAUUAUAAGAACUUGGCCUAAGACAGUGUGCCGAUACUCCAAUCGGAGAUCAAUAAAGAAAGACACUAUCUGGAGGAGAAAGAAAAAGAGUCGCUAUCGGUGUAGAACUGAUAACAGACCCCUCAAUGAUACUCCUUGAUGAACCUACUUCAGGGCUUGAUAGUUUUAAAGCACUUUAGAUAGUAAGACUACUGAAUAGAUAAGCCAGAAAAGGAAAAACUGUAAUCUCAACUAUACAUCAGCCAGGUUCAGACUCUUUCGCCCUAUUUGAUAGAUUAAUUUAUAUGUGCGAUGGCCACAUUGUGUACUAAGGAAAAGCAUCUGACGUUGCCAGUUAUUUUAAGUAAAUUAACAUUCCAUGUCCUAAAUUCGCUAACCCUGCUGAUUUUAUCAUGAGAAUAACAACAGUCAACUAUCCUAAAUAGCCCAAUGAUGAGAAAAAAGUUGCUUAUCUAAAAUCUCAAUACGACCUUAAAUUACAAAAACAGAUUAAAGAGGAAUCGUACUAAGGAUCUUAUAAAGAAAUUGAUUUCGCUGAGAGAAAACUUAGUUAAGCCUCUGCUAUGAUAUAGUUCAAAGAACUAUUAAAAAGAAGUGGAUCUUAAUAACUACAAGACCCACAAGCUUUCACAAUAAAGAUUGUUUACUCAAUAUUCAUCGGGCUCCUUAGUUUGGCUCUUUUCUGGGAUCUAUCUGGAAAUAAUUUCGUAACAUAAUUUGGUUUAGCAGGAUAUCUCUUCUUUGGCUGUAUUAGCACAUUAUUCACUCACAUGCAAGGCAAUCUGUUGGCUUUUCAAAUAGAAAGACCGAUCUUCCUAAGAGAAAAGGCAAAUAAGAUGUAUGGAGUGCUCCCUUAUUAUUUAGCAAAGAGUAUAAUUGAAAUUCCUGUACUGGUAAUUUAGCCAAUGGUAUGGACAAUUGUUGUUUACUUUGGAGUUGGCUUAUCAAUUACAGCUAGUCAAUUCUUCUACUAUUACCUGAUAUUAUUCUUACUUUCAUUGAGUUCAUCAUCAUUUGGAAUGUUCGUCUCAAGUUUAUUCAAUUAAUAAGAAACUGCAUUAGCAAUAGCCCCAGUUAUUCUAAUGCCAAUGAUUAUGUUUAGUGGUUUCUUCUCAAAUGCUAGCACUUUCCAAUCUUGGAUCAGUUGGAUAUAGUACAUCUCUCCAAUCAGAUAUGCCCUGGAAGCAUUUGUUUGGAAUGAAUUUGGAGAAAGGAAAUAUGCAUCUAAUGAAGUUGAUCUAGUCAAAUUCUUAGGCUAUAAAAUAGGACUAGCAACCUGCCUUUGGAUUAUUGCAGCCCUUGCUAUAUUCUUUAGAGUAUUAACAGGUAUUUGCCUCAAAAUCUUAGCUGGAAAAUUCUAAUGA